AUGGCAGCUGAAAAGGCGUUCGCGCCAGGAGACCAGCGCCGUAAAGAGUCUAACAACUCAACACUUUUACCCCUGCCGGUCCAAAUUCCCCCUGCUCUGGUACCUACGAAGAAGCAGAGUGGUGUUCGAAAAGCACUCUCAAUUUGCUUUUUAUUCGUCUUGAUUUACUGCCUUCAUAAUCUACCCAGCAGCCAAGUCAGGUCUGACAAACCAGCGGAGCGGUUAGGCCAAACAGCACACCAUCCCCGGCAUCCGCCCGUUGGAAAACGAGCAGAAGAAGCAUUUCUGAGUAUUCCAAAUAGCGCGGAUGCCAUUCAAGCGUCGAGGUUAUUUGCCACAAAACCUCACAUGGCUGGAACACCCGGCGACCUUGAGACUGCAAAAGACUUUUUAAAGCUUCUGCAGCGGGAGCUUGGGAUAUCGCCUCCUGAGGUCGAGCCCAUUUUUUCAGCUGGCUCGUCGGAAUCGCAGCAUGCAACACGUUCCAUCCCACAAUCCCGAAAGCCUAGUGCCUGGAUUGAUACAUACUAUCCUGUCAUGAAUACCCCUUUGGAUCGUAACCUUCAAAUUGUUGAUGCAAAUGGGACUCUGGUUUUUGAAGCAAAUUUGGUGGAGUUUUCUGACUCAACGGACCCAGAAGCAGGAAAAUAUUUUGAUGAUGUGCCUACCUUCCACGGUCUGAGCCGAGGAGGAGAUGUCACAGGUAAACUUGUCGACGGAAAUUAUUGCACACAAGAGGAUUAUCAAAAUCUUUUAGCCAAAGACAUCAAUAUCAACGGUACCAUUGUUCUUUGCCGGUAUGGUGGAAUAUUUCGGGGAUUAAAGGUCAAAGGGGGCCAAGAUCUGGGAGCGUCAGCGGUACUUAUUUAUUCAGAUCCUCAAGAUGAUGGAACAGUCACUGUAGAAAAUGGUUAUCUUCCGUAUCCAUAUGGACCUGCAAGAAAUCCCACAUCCGUGCAACGGGGCAGCGUGCAAUAUCUUAGUGUUUAUCCAGGGGAUCCAACUACUCCCGGGUACCCGUCGUACGAAAACAGCACGCGAACUGAAGGAUCAAACAUUCCUCUGAUCCCAAGUUUACCAAUCUCCUGGGAAAAUGCCGGCCUUUUGUUCAAGACUCUGACGAGCGGCGACGAAUGGGAGGGUAAACAUGUAAGGCUUGUAAAUAAUGUCGACACUCGAGUCAUUCCUGUGUGGAACACAAUGGGCGUUAUCCCCGGUUUUAUUAGGAAUGAAGUUGUAGUUAUUGGAAAUCAUCGAGAUGGUAUGUAUCUACCUAUUAUUUCCACGAGAAGAUGUAGUAACUCCUCUGGUACAAUUUCUAGCUUGGGUGUCAUGGGUGCUGCAGACCCCUCCAGUGGCACUGCGUCCAUUCAUGAAGUCGUUAGAGGUCUAGGACAUCUUUUACGUCGUGGAUGGAAACCAUUGAGGACUAUUGUCAUUGCUAGUUGGGAUGCAGAAGAGUAUGGUCUUAUUGGAAGCACUGAAUGGGGAGAAGAUUUUGGAGACUGGAUUGACCAACAUGUGGUUGCCUACUUGAACCUUGACUCUUCUGUUUCUGGUUCGCGACUCGGGGCGUCUGGUUCUCCCCUACUUGCCCACUUCAUCCGAGAAACUGCUCAACAGAUUCCCCAUCCCACUGAUGAGGGCCGGACGUUAUGGGAUGCCAGACACGAUUCUGGUACCCUGUUUGGCAUAUUAAACGGCACGUAUGAAAUUAAGCAAGAAGCCAUUGCCAUCCGAGAAAUGGAGAUUGCUGCAGCAGAUUAUGUUGGAGUAUCACCCUUGGGGUCCGGUAGUGAUUACACAGUGUUUUUACAAAGAAGUGGCAUACCGAGCACCAAUGGCGGUUUCAGCUCUACACUUCACGAUCCAGUCUACCAUUAUCACUCAGUUUUUGAUUCUGAAAGGUGGCAAGAAUUGUAUGCUGACCCUGGGUUCCACCGCCACGUUGCAGUUGCUAAACAUCUCGGCCUACAAACUUUGCGAUUAGCAACGUCUGCCCUCCUUCCGUUUAAUACGACCCAUUAUGCUUUCGAGCUGGAGUCUUACCUUGAUAGAGUGGAAAGCAUUGCCUCUCAGGCAUCUAUUGAUGUUAAUUUGGACCCGUUGAGGAGCUCUAUAAGGAACCUCCAGAAAUCCAGCAUUGCCCUUGACAAGGAAAGGACGAAAGUGCAAAAAGAACUCCAAAAAUUGGCCAAGAAAUGGAGAAAACGUCACUCGAAAAUGCGACGCACUAUACGAAAGUUCGUAUGUAAAAUCAAAAAGAUAUUCAAACGCGAGUGUUUCUGUAGUCAUCAGUUCGCCAAUCCGGAGCAAUCACGCCACACAGAGUUGGCUGAAGAUGAUGCAGCACUUGUCGGCAUGAUGCUGCAUGAAGGGAUCGGAGGGGCUCAUUACGUUGCUGAGAGCUUGCAGGCACUCAAUCUUCAUCACAAACCCCCUUUGGAGCGGCUGAGAAAGCUUGGUAGGCGUAUACAGAUCGUGAACAAGAAAGCAUCCUCGUUUGAACGUGGCUUCAUCUCCAAGGAUGGUAUUAAAGACAGAGAAUGGUACAAACAUUUAGCGGUUGCUCCUGGAAAAUGGCUCGGUUACGGUGCCACCACCUUUCCAGGUCUGACAGAGGCCAUCACAUUCGAGAAAAAUGCGACAUUGGCCCAAAGUGAAGCUGACCGUCUCCAAGAACUCAUUGAUAGAAUCGUGGAUAAGGUCGCAAUAUGA
Molecule: messenger RNA, 2718 nt
Organism: Psilocybe cubensis
Lineage: Eukaryota; Fungi; Basidiomycota; Agaricomycetes; Agaricales; Agrocybaceae
Product: putative glutamate carboxypeptidase
Exons: 15
Coding region: 1-2718 (905 amino acids)
Molecular function (GO): carboxypeptidase activity
Source: RefSeq, a predicted model, not a curated record